AUGUUUCAGAAGAUACCGCAUCCGUUAACCCGCUUAGUAUCAUGCUACCAAGACAAGUUUCGAAAUGGAUCGAAUUUUCCCGAAAGGAAGAAAAAAGUCUUGGAGGAGUUCUUGUUUCCGGCGCUUCUAAGCAACGGUUUGGUUUUCAAGUCUCAACAUUCCACCGCCUGGAAAAAUUUCCUAGACAAGACGAAGAGGUCGGUGACAACGCUUAACGCCAAGGACAAGCGACUGCGUUCGAGUGUGACUUUUACGGAAUUUCUAAACCACGUUGUCCACACGUUCGAAGAAGGUCGCAUCAACAGGCACUGGAGAACCUACGGCCUCCUGUGUUCGCCUUGCUUCUUCGACUACGAGUACAUAGUCAAGACAGAAACGCAAGACCAGGACUUGGUAUAUUUGUUCAGCAGAUUUGGCUUCCCUUCAGAUCCACAUCAGGCAGUAAAAGUCAGAGAAGAUAUUAAUAGAAAAACUGAGAAUGAUUUAAGAAAGGGUAAACUGUCAUUGGCGUCACUGCUGCUGCUUACCAGCCUCAAACCUUAUUUCAAACCCCGACUUUUCACCUUUAGCACGAGCGACACGACACAGAUUUCACUUCACAUGAAUGUUUACAUUCUCUUCAAUUCUUCUGCCGCGCGAGUUCCUCAUGACCCCUCCAAAGGACUACAUUGCUAG
Messenger RNA from Penaeus vannamei (Pacific white shrimp), 675 nucleotides. NCBI's taxonomy places the organism in Eukaryota, Metazoa, Arthropoda, Malacostraca, Decapoda, Penaeidae. The record is from RefSeq and is a predicted model, not a curated record.